ACACAACCGCGAUCAGUUUGUGACUAAACCCAAUCUAUAUUCGUCCAACGGAUGAAUGAAGUUGUCGUGAGGUCCUCCACGCUGUCACCAUGUGGAGGUCCGCCGCGGACCAGAGCCUCGCCUCCGGCUCAGCGGGACCUCGCGUCGCGGUCGCCUGCCUGCUCGUCACCGGGAUACUCGCCAUUGUCACCGCCGGCAGCGCGACGCAGGCUCCGGCGAGCCGCGGGCUUUUCUCGGACUAUUUCAGACAGCUGACCCGGGAGAGUAGAGCCGUGAGCGGGCCGGCGCGGAGCAUUGCUCCGCCCGAGGCCGUGGAGCUUCUCUCCCCGGACGACCUGUUCAUCGCGGUGAAGACGACCAGCAAAUACCACCGGCAGAGGCUGGAUCUCCUCUUGGACACAUGGAUCUCCAGAAAUAUGCAAAAUACGUAUGUGUUCACCGAUGGAGACGACGCCGACCUGAGGAAGCGGAUGGGAGGUCACCUGAUCAACACCAACUGCUCAGCCGCUCACAGCCGCCAGGCUCUCUCCUGUAAGAUGGCGGCGGAAUACGACGCCUUCCUCAAGUCCGACCGAAAGUGGUUCUGUCACGUGGACGACGACAACUACCUGAACGUGGGCGCCCUGUUGGGGCUGCUGUCUCAGUACAGCAGCACGCAACAUGUUUACAUCGGCCGGCCCAGUCUGGAGCGCCCCCUGGAGGCCUCAGAGGAGCUCAGCGGCGCCACUGAAAUGAGGAAGGUUUCCUUCUGGUUCGCCACAGGAGGGGCGGGUUUCUGUCUCAGUCGCAGCCUCGCCAUCAGCAUGAGACCCUGGGCCAGGUACGUGCGCCGUGUGCCGUUUCUCUGCCGUUUCUCUCAUGUGACUCGUCAUCGGCUGUUUAGCGACGGAGCUUUCGCGGCGACGGCCGAGCGCAUCCGCCUCCCGGACGAUUGCGCGGUGGGCUACAUCGCGGGGGCGCUGCUGGGGGUCGGCCUCGUUCGCUCGCCGUUGUUCCACUCCCACCUGGAGAGCCUGGCGCUGCUGUCGCGGGUGCACGAGCAGGUCACUCUGAGCUACAACGGCAAGAACACCAUCAACCUGAGAGGACCGUUUUCACCACAGCAAGAUCCAACCAGGUUCUUGUGUGUGCAUUGUGUGCUGUAUCCAGACACCCCCUGGUGCCAACAUUGACAAGUUCAUGAAAGCACCUCGUCGGUUGCCCAGCGUGGAGAUAUUCCCGUGAUGAGUUGUGUCAUCUUGUUCGGCGUGGCUGCGGAGACCGCUCUUCAAAGGCACCCUUUUAAGCACACAGCAGCUGGAAGCCUGAAAACGCACAUUUUUGGCAAGGAUGUCAUCUAUAUUGCUGUGUAAACGCCGAAUAACAGUUGCUGGAUGUGGACGCCGCCGACUAGUGGCCUGGCACGCACAUUACAGCUUUGUUGUUCAUUAAGAAAUGAAAAAACCCUCGCGAGUACGAGAAAAUGGUUGGAUUGAAGAGAAUUUUGUGGUGUUACAAUCUGUAAAUCUCAAUUUUAAACAUCCAAAGUUUCUGUACAACAGCACAGCUCGUAGUGUUAUUAGCGUAAAACACAAGUUGUUGGGCAGAUGAUUAGACUUAAAACGCCGCUGACUACCAGGAUGCAAAUGCUAAUUAGGUUUUUAAACAUAAAAAAGCCUAGGAUAACGAUGGGGACAUUGCGAACUGGUCUUUUUCGCAUUAAGACAACAUCAUGUGGCCAUAAAAAGGUGAAAGAAAAGCAUUCCAUAGGUUAGCAAGCCAGCAUGGUGCUCCAGCUGCGCGGAGGCGACGUGGCAAAGAUGGCGGCUGUUGGCAAAUGUUGACUACAACAAGAUGCGCAGCUGCCACCGUCCUUCACGGCGCUCAAACGCUUCAUUCCCUUUGUGCAACUGCCAGCGUGUCAUUUGUUCAUGGAGCAUGCAGGGUUUUGGUUGCAGCAACAGCUAAGUACUUGAGUAGUAACACAGCUAAGUGUUCUUGUGAUUGAAUAUUCCAGACUCCCCAUUUAAAUGACUCACAUUGAGUCAUCCUGCUCUUCAUAAAGUAGUCAAAUGAUGUCCCCUUUUUUAUGUUUCUAUCAAACUCUCCAGUAUCUGGAAGGUGGAUUAUUGUUGAAGCAAAUAAAAAUGAU
This is a messenger RNA of Dunckerocampus dactyliophorus (ringed pipefish), 2131 nucleotides long. Its product is annotated as beta-1,3-N-acetylglucosaminyltransferase lunatic fringe-like. The transcript is spliced from 7 exons. Gene Ontology annotation, biological process: regulation of Notch signaling pathway. Gene Ontology annotation, molecular function: O-fucosylpeptide 3-beta-N-acetylglucosaminyltransferase activity. NCBI's taxonomy places the organism in Eukaryota, Metazoa, Chordata, Actinopteri, Syngnathiformes, Syngnathidae. The record is from RefSeq and is a predicted model, not a curated record. Gene Ontology annotation, cellular component: membrane. The coding region runs from base 90 to 1172 and encodes 360 amino acids.